Aspergillus nidulans FGSC A4 is the source of this 1491-nucleotide messenger RNA. Its product is annotated as branched-chain amino acid aminotransferase, cytosolic. The coding region runs from base 200 to 1402 and encodes 400 amino acids. Gene Ontology annotation, biological process: branched-chain amino acid metabolic process. The record is from RefSeq and is a predicted model, not a curated record. Gene Ontology annotation, molecular function: branched-chain-amino-acid:2-oxoglutarate transaminase activity; L-isoleucine:2-oxoglutarate transaminase activity; L-valine:2-oxoglutarate transaminase activity. The transcript has 3 exons. NCBI's taxonomy places the organism in Eukaryota, Fungi, Ascomycota, Eurotiomycetes, Eurotiales, Aspergillaceae.
UCUCUAUCUCGGUUUGCGCAUCAUAUACGCCAACUGAGAUCUCAAUUGACGCCGGAGCGAAGUCGGCGCUCGUUUGGAUUCCUUAUCGUGACUCACUCCCGAGAUCGCGCUCAAUCUAUAACUAACACCAGAGUCUCGUCUACAACUCAGCACCCGAUUCUCCCGCUUUUGUCUAUAUCUAUCCCACGUCAUUUAAACCAUGGGCUCCAUUGGCAACACUCUAGCUGAGCUCGACGCCUCGGUCGUCAAGAUCACUCGUUCGACCGAACUACGCCAUGUCCCCCUCCCAGGCUCGCUUGAGGAGCUAAGUCACUCCUACUGCACCGACCACAUGGUUACCGCGCGCUGGACUGCUGCUGGCGGAUGGGAGACACCCGAGGUGAAACCAUUCCAGAAUCUCAGCAUCCCUCCGACGGCGUCAUGCCUGCACUACGCUACGGAAUGUUUUGAGGGCAUGAAGGUGUAUCGCGGCUUCGAUGGGAAACUGCGCCUUUUUAGACCAGACCUCAACGGUGAGCGUCUAUCGAACAGCGCUGUCAGGGCGUCCCUGCCGAGUUUCCGGUUCCAGGAGCUCAAGACCCUCAUCGCCAAACUGAUGCAGAUUGACGGUUUACGCUGGCUUCCUAAGGACCAGCCUGGUCGUUUCCUCUACCUUCGUCCAACCCUCAUCGGAUCCGGCACGCAGCUUGGCGUUCAAGCACCCGCCGAAGCCCUCCUUUUCAUCAUCGCCGUCCCCUGGCCCGAUCCAGCCACCCGGCUCAAGGCAACCCCCGGCGAAGCCCUUGGCCUAAAACUCCUCACCUCCGCACCCGACACCAUCCGCGCCUGGCCUGGCGGUUUCGGAUACGCCAAGCUCGGCGCCAACUACGGCCCCUCGCUCGCAGCGCACGGCAAGGCGCAGGCGCAGGGCUUCGACCAGGUUCUUUGGCUCUUCGGUGAAGACCGUCAAGUGACUGAGGCCGGUGCAAGCAACUUUUUCAUUGUCUGGGAGAAUGCGCAGACGGGGAAGCGGGAGCUUGUGACUGCUCCGUUAGAGAAUCAGCUUAUCCUCCCAGGCGUAACGAGACGUAGUGUUCUGGAGCUUGCACGGUCAAGGCUCAACCAGGCUGUGGGCGACCUCGAGGCUGUCGAAGUUGUUGAGAAGACAUUUACAAUCUGGGAUGUUGAGGCGGCGUGGAAGGAGGGCAGGGUUGUCGAGGCUUUUGUUUGUGGGACUGCAUUCUUCAUCACCCCUGUCAAGCUCAUCCGUAACGGUGCUGUCGAUAUCCAGCUCCUCAAGCCGGGCCAGACUGCGGGAUACGCUGCUCAGAUCAAGUCGUGGCUUGAGGCGGUUAUGUACGGCAAGGAUGGCGCUGAGAACCACGAGUGGUCGUACAUUAUUGAGAAUGAGAGCGAAAAGUAAAGGAUUUUAUGCACAGCGGUAGACCGACGAUCUGUUCAUAGACGCAAAAAAGACUAGAACUAUAUAAAUGCACGAAUUACGAGCUCGCC